Messenger RNA from Menidia menidia (Atlantic silverside), 367 nucleotides. The record is from the annotation of a GenBank genome assembly. Lineage: Eukaryota; Metazoa; Chordata; Actinopteri; Atheriniformes; Atherinopsidae.
ACAGACUCUCUUCAACACAUCAACAUUGUUGGCUUCCUGGGGGACUUCACUUAAUCAUCAUGUUGUUUUCAUCUUCAUGAAGUUCAUCACAGGAGGCUCUAUUGCUAGCAUCCUUCACAGUUCUCUACCGCACUUAGGUUUGGCACACUGCCUGAGCGAGCCCUGGCUCUACACUCAUCAGAUCCUUGAAGGGGUAACCUACCUUCACUUGAACAGGGUUCAGAAGUCAGAUAUAGUGAGCGUGGGCUGCAAAAUCUUUGAAAUGGCCACAGAAAAACCACUACCUGGAAACAUGGAUAAAAUGGCUCUUGUUCUACGUUGGAGCUCAAAAAGGGUUGAUGACAUCAAAAACUAUUUUCCAAAAGUU